This is a messenger RNA of Spizellomyces punctatus DAOM BR117, 577 nucleotides long. RefSeq lists its product as uncharacterized. The transcript is spliced from 3 exons. Bases 250 to 489 code for a protein of 79 amino acids. Lineage: Eukaryota; Fungi; Chytridiomycota; Chytridiomycetes; Spizellomycetales; Spizellomycetaceae. The record is from RefSeq and is a predicted model, not a curated record.
CGUCACGAUCUUAUCCCACCCCUCGACGUUCGUUUAAUAAAUGAUGCGAUUGCUACGUUUUAGUUUAUUGCAAAAUGAUGUAUUCUUGUAGUCAGCGCUUUCGCUGUCACUUUACAGCUAUGGGCCAGUCUCCCCUGACUUUACCUCCAGGUCUAUAUAAAGGGUGAGAAUCACUUCUCCCCUCCUCGCAGUAUUCAAGCUUCAAACUUUCGACUUUUUGCUUUACAAUCUAACUCAUUCUCACGAAUCAUGUCUUCUGGCCAAUCUUACCACCCUACCGAACACGGCGGCGUCAAGAAGGACGGUAACCCCGACCGCCGUGUAAAAGGCGAGCACGUCUCCAGUGAGACUGAACCUGCGGAUCGGACUCACUCUGCUGGGCAACAGCAUAGCGACAUUUAUAAACCAACUGAGCAUGGGGGAGUCAAGAAAGAUGGUACGCGCGACAGGCGUGUGAAGGACGAAAAUGUCACCGAAGAGGAUGCAUAGUUACAAAAUUAAAGAAAAAGCUUUGAAAAUGUGUAAAACACCGCUGUGAAAAUAAACACUAUUCAACAGAGUAGCUUUUUUUGGAACA